Neogale vison (American mink) is the source of this 2336-nucleotide messenger RNA. It is a transcript of the gene AK7, whose product is annotated as adenylate kinase 7. Lineage: Eukaryota; Metazoa; Chordata; Mammalia; Carnivora; Mustelidae. Gene Ontology annotation, molecular function: ATP binding; AMP kinase activity. Gene Ontology annotation, biological process: nucleobase-containing compound metabolic process. The transcript has 18 exons. Bases 26 to 2197 code for a protein of 723 amino acids. Gene Ontology annotation, cellular component: cytoplasm. The record is from RefSeq and is a predicted model, not a curated record.
CUUAGCAACCAGGGCUGCUCCCACCAUGGCUGAGGAAGAGGGUACUGCUGCAGCCACGGAGAAAGGUAGCCGGAUCCAGAGGGUGUUUAUAAACCUGCUGGAUUCCUACAGCAGCGGGAACAUCGGGAAGUUUCUGUCUAACUGCGUCGUUGGGGCUUCCCUUGAAGAAAUUACGGAAGAAGAGGAAGAAGACGAAGAAAAUAAGUCAGCCCUGCCGGAAGCCUCAUCAGUCAAACUGAAGGAAGGCACCUUCCAGAUUGUGGGCACACUCUCCAAGCUCGAAAGCGUUCAGCCUGACUUUGCCGUGGAGACAUACACUACCAUCUCUCGAGAAGACCUUCUCAUGCGCCUCCUGGAGUGUGACGUCAUUAUUUAUAACAUCUCCGAGAACGCGCCGCAAGCGGAGGAGGCCAUCUGGGCAGUCUCCGCCCUGAAUGAAGAAGUCAGCCACUUUGAGAAGCGCAAGGUAUUUAUUUUAGUCUCCACCGUGAUGACUUGGGCACGAUCCAAACCCCUGGACCCUGAUGAUUCUGAGAUUCCAUUUACUGAAGAGGAUUAUCGAAGAAGAAAACACCAUCCGAAUUUUCUGGACCACAUAAAUGCAGAAAAAAUGGUUCUCAAGUUUGGAAAGAAUACCAAAAAAUUCACAACUUACGUGGUUGCUGCUGGACUUCAAUAUGGAGGGGAAGGAGGCAUCUUACAUUAUUUUUUUAAGAUAGCUUGGUUGGGUGAGGUCCCUGCGUUACCGGUGUUUGGAGAUGGAACAAAUGUAAUUCCAGCCAUUCAUGUUCUUGAUCUAGCAGGAGUGAUACAGAACAUCAUAGACCACGUGCCAAAGCUCCAUUACCUGGUUGCUGUGGACGAGUCUGUCCACACCCUGGAAGACUUGGUCAAGUGCAUCAGUAAAAAUACUGGCCCUGGGAAAAUCCAGAAAAUACCCAAAGAAAAUGCUUUCCUAACCAAGGACUUAACACAAGAGUGUCUUGACCAUUUACUGGUGAAUUUGAGAAUGGAAGCCCUUUUUGUGAAGGAGAAUUUUAACAUUCGGUGGGUUGCCCAAACAGGAUUCGUGGAAAAUAUCAACAAUAUCCUCAAAGAGUACAAGCAAAGCAGAGGAUUACUGCCGAUCAAGAUCUGCAUUCUGGGUCCUCCCGCUGUGGGGAAGUCCAGUAUCGCCGAAGCCUUGGCCAAGCACUACAAGCUGCAUCACAUUAAACUGAAGGAUGUCAUCUCCGAAGCCAUAGCGAAACUGGAGGCGAUUGUCACACCUAAGGAUGAAAGGGAAGAUGAAGAAGAAAGGGAGGAGGAGGAAGAGGAGGAGAAUGUGGAAGAUGCCCAGGAGCUCUUGGAUGGCAUCAAGGAAAGCAUGGAACAAAAUGCAGGCCAACUAGAAGAUCAAUAUGUAAUUAGAUUUAUCAAAGAAAAGGUAAAAUCGAUGCCUUGCAGGAAUCAAGGUUAUAUUUUGGAUGGAUUCCCGAAGACCUAUGAUCAAGCUAAAGACCUGUUCAAUCAAGAAGACGAGGAGGAAGAAGAAGAAGUCAGAGGCAAAAUGUUCCCCUUUGAUAAACUAAUCAUACCUGAGUUCGUUUGCGUGCUGGACGCCUCGGAUGAGUUCCUGAAGGAGCGGGUGAUGAACCUCCCCGAGAGUGUCGUGGCGGGAACCCACUACAGCCAGGACCGCUUCCUCCGGGCCCUGAGCAACUACCGGGACCUCAAUACCGAGGAUGAGACUGUCAUCAACUAUUUCGAUGAGAUUGAAAUCCACCCGAUACAUAUUGAUGUAGGAAAACUUGAAGACCCUCAAAACAGACUUGCCAUCAAACAGCUCAUCAAAGAGAUUGGGGAGCCUCGAAAUUAUGGCCUAACGGAAGAAGAGAAGGCAGAGGAGGAGCGGAGGGCUGCAGAGGAGAGGCUGGCCAAGGAGGCCAUGGAGGAGGCGGAACGGGAGCACAGGGAAGCCGUGGAGCUGGCAGAGAAGAUGGCGCGCUGGGAGGAGUGGAAUAAGCGACUAGAGGAAGUGAAAAGAGAAGAAAGAGAACUACUAGAGGCCCAGUCUAUUCCCCUGAGAAACUAUUUAAUGACCCACGUGAUGCCAACCCUGAUGCAGGGUCUGAAUGAGUGUUGUAAGGUCAGACCGGAUGAUCCCGUUGAUUUUCUGGCAGAGUAUCUCUUCAAGAACAAUCCUGAAACGCAGUGAAAAUUUAAAGAUUGGGUGUGAUACACCUUUAGAGUUAGCGAUGAGGUUAAAAUUGUGAUUUGGAAUUCUCGAAAAAAAAUGUUUUUCCAGUUUUUGGAAAAUUCUUUGUUUUCCCCCUAAGCAAAUACUUUAUUUUUUC